AUGAAAGGAACCGAAAUUGUACCCUAUCAAAAUAAGGAAUCUACAAAUAGUGUGACAAUCAGCUUUUAAAAUUUAACAUACUAGGUUAGUGUUAAAAAUCCUUAGAAGGUUAUAGAGAACAAAUUGAUCUUGAAUAACAUAUCUGGAAUCUGUAAACCAGGUUAAGUUACUGCAAUUCUUGGAGCUUCAGGAGCAGGAAAAACAUCAUUACUCAACAUUUUAGCCAAAAGAAUAAAUCCUGGUGGGAAUGUGACUUUGUAAGGAACUAUUCAAGCAAAUGGCUAACCUUAUAAUAGUGAAAAAUUUUCUCAGUUUUCAUCUUAUGUUAUGCAAAAUGAUGUGCUUUUUGGAACUUUAACGGUGAGGGAAACUUUAGAAUUUGUAGCUAAUUUAAAAUAUGCUGAUCCUUAACUAAAAAUUGAGAAAGUAGAUUAUGCAUUAAAGACAUUGAAAUUAGAAAAAUGUCAACAUACAUUAGUAAUUACUUAUAAUAUUAUAAUAGAUUGGUAAUGCUAUGAUUAAGGGUAUAUCUGGAGGUGAGAGAAAAAGAACUUCAAUUGGAGUUGAAUUAGUAAGCGACCCAUUUUGUAUUUUGUUGGAUGAACCAACUUCAGGAUUAGAUUCAUUUACUGCUUUUGUUAUUAUGUAUAUUGAAGUAUAAAUUAUAUUAGAAAUCUGCUUCGAAAAUUGGCUCGUACAUCAGGUAGAACAAUUGUUUUUACAAUUCAUUAACCAAGUGCAGAUAUAUAUAUGUUAUUUGAUCAAGUCAUGUUAUUAGUUUAAGGGAAAUUUAUUUAUUAAGGUAGAAGAGAAGAAUUGGUUAAUUAUUUCAAAAGCAUAGGUUUUGAAUGUCCAGCACAUUCUAAUCCAUUAGAUUAUUUAAUGAGUAUUAUGCAUCAUGAGGAUGCUAGUCAUCCCCAUUAUACAACUCUGUUUUCUGGAUAUAAUUCAAAUUUUGUAUAAUAAAUUGAGAGUGAAAUAAACGCUAUUUAAGUUUAAUAGAUAUCAAGAUAAUCUAUUUAAACAUCUUUUGGAUUCUAAGUAAAGGAAAUCUUUAGAAGAGGAAUGAUUAAUGUGAAAAGAGAUAAAGUUUUAGUGAGAGGUAGAUUAGUAAUGACUAUAUUUAUUGGUCUACUUAUUGGAGGUAUUUUUUGGACAGCAGGUAGUGAACCUGGAUAUAAAGGGAUUUAAAGUACAAUAGGAGUUUUAUUCUUUUUGGUUAUGAGUAGUUUUAUGGGAGCUUUGAAUCCUGUAAUGGUCCAAUUUCCAGCUGAAAGAGAAGUUUUUUUAAGAGAAGAAAAUUCUAAAUUGUAUUCUACAGCAGCUUAUUUUACUGGAAAAAGUUCAGUAGAACUUCCAUUUUUAUUUAUAUUCCCUAUUAUUUAAUAACUAAUCUGUUAUUGGAUGGUUGAUCUAAAUUAUAAAAGCGGAGAUAUUGUAGUGAUAAACAUUAUAAUUUGUAUCUUGCUUGGUUUAAGUGGAAAUAGUUUUGGUAUAAUUUAAUUACUAUUUAUUAGGUCUUAUGACUGGAUGUAUGUUCAGUGAUCUUAAAGCAGCUGCUGGAUUUCUACCUGUAGUAUUAAUGCCAUUGGUUAUAUUUUCUGGUUUUUAUGCUAAUCAAUCUAUGUACAUGGAUUGGAUUGGAUGGAUCCAAUAUCUAAGUCCAAUGAAAUAUGCUUUUGAAGCAUUAGUAUGGAAUGAAUUUGAAACAAGAGAUGAUGAAUUCUUAGGUAAAACAAUUCAGGACACAAAUCCUAUUGAAACUUAUGAUUUAACUCUAGGUCUUUGGAAAUGUUUGGUUAUUUUAACUGCCAUCAUUUUGUUUUUCAGAUUUAUGGCUUUAAUGUUUUUAUACUUAUUAAGAGGAAAGUAACAAUGA
Messenger RNA from Paramecium pentaurelia, 1879 nucleotides. The record is from the annotation of a GenBank genome assembly. Lineage: Eukaryota; Ciliophora; Oligohymenophorea; Peniculida; Parameciidae.